AGUUACACACGCUCAAGACUACAUACACUGGAAAAAAAGGACAAACGGCUGCUGUAACUACACUGGAUGGACAACAGAUUGAUUAUUAUGACAGUGAGAUAAAGAAGCUGAUUCCCAAACAGGACUGGAUGAAAGAUUAUGCAUCUACAAAAACAUGGAAAGAAUACACUGAGUUCAGAGAACGAGUGCAGCAGACCAACAAAAUCAACAUUACUGCUCUAAUGCAGCGAUUCAAUCAGUCACGUGGUGUUCAUGUGUAUCAGAGGAUGUAUGGAUGUGAGUGGGAUGAUGAGACUAGAGACACACGUGGGUUUGAUGAGUACAGUUAUGAUGGACAGCGUUUGAUCUCACUGGACCUGAAGGAGCUCAGAUACACUGCAUCUGUACCACAGGCAAUACCCACAGUGCAGAAGUGGAACAAUGACAGAAAACAGCUUGAUUCUCAGUGUGCUUACUGGCUGAGAAAGCUCUUAAAUUUCUCUAAAGCUACUUUUAAGAAAACAGGUAUAGUACCAAAGUUAGCAGGACAGAGUUUGACAGAGCCAACCCAGAAGACUGAGAAUGACACUAAGAGUGAUGGAUCUGCAUCAUAUGCUUCAUAUAUCAUGUAUGCAGUUAUUAUUACAAUCCUAGUUAUAUUAAUAUUGAUUAUGCUGUAUGCACUUUGGCGCAACAGGAAUCACCUCAAACUGUACUACAAUAAGAUCAUAUAUUACAAAGAUGUUCACAGUGAUGCACAAAAUCCCGUUCCAGAACCUUCAGAUUUAUAGUUCCUCACCAGUGGAAGGAUCUUCACAGCGCUACCCAACAACUGAGACAUUUGAAAAUGUCCAAGUAUUAUCUUAAGACUUAUAAAGACUCUUUUCAAUGAACAUUCAGCAAUACUGUACAUACUUAAAAUAUUCCUCUUUAUAAUUUUACCCUUUUAUUCCAUCUCUAAUCUUGAGAUUAUAGCAUUUCUUUUAGAAUGAAUCACUUUAGCCGCUUUUCCACCGUCGGGCCAAACCGUUGUGUUCACUCAACCGUUCCGUUCUGUGCUGAUCUGGUCCAGCCCGUAUGGACAUGGUUUCAUUUUCCACUGUGGGUUUGAUAAAGGAGCUCUUCACAAAAAUACAAUACGUUAGUCGUUGUCUUGGUAAUGCAAGAGUUUACAGACGUUUUGAGAUGUAAAUAGCGGCCGCGGAGGAGUUUUCUUGAGUUUACUUUGCUCAAAUAGCGCGCUUGGCCAGGUGGCCUAUCCCGAGACGCGACGUCACUAAACACUUUCUUGUCAGCAGGGUUUCUGGGCCAGUUUGUAAUUGUGCCGUGCCAAGCCAAGCUCAAGAGGAA
Molecule: messenger RNA, 1329 nt
Organism: Sinocyclocheilus rhinocerous
Lineage: Eukaryota; Metazoa; Chordata; Actinopteri; Cypriniformes; Cyprinidae
Product: class I histocompatibility antigen, F10 alpha chain-like
Exons: 4
Biological process (GO): immune response
Cellular component (GO): external side of plasma membrane
Source: RefSeq, a predicted model, not a curated record